UUUCUAGUUUUGUUGGUUUCUUUGUUUUCCUUGUUUGAUGGGAACUGUGUUAAAGAAGAACAAAAAUGGUGGAGAAAUUAAGACAGGACAGUGAUUAUUAUUUCUCUUUAGUUGUAAAAUGCUACAACUUAUGAACAAUUUGGUUAUUGUUUGAGUUUCAAUCUUGGUUGAAUCUCUUUAACAACAACAUCCAUUGACAAUUUUUAAAGAAUAAAAGAUCUGACAUCCAAAAAAAAAGAAGAAAAAAAAUUGUUCAUUUCAUCAUCCACCAUGAAGAGAUCUGGAAGCUCAGAUUCUUUGGGUGCUUUGAUGGCUAUUUGCCCAACGUCAGAUGAAGAUGGUCCCAGAAACAGCAACAAUGUUUACAGUAGGGAGUUUCAGUCGAUGUUGGAUGGAUUAGAUGAAGAAGGUUGUUUCGAAGAAUUGACGGUCGGCAAUGGCGGCGGCGGAAAGAAGAGACGAUUAAGAUUAGAUCAAGUGAAGGCAUUGGAGAAGAAUUUCGAAGUCCAAAACAAGCUCGAACCCGAACGGAAAACGAAACUCGCUCAAGAACUCGGCUUGCAACCACGACAAGUUGCUGUCUGGUUCCAGAACCGACGCGCUAGAUGGAAAACCAAGCAAUUGGAGAGAGAUUACGGUGUUCUUAAAACCAGUUACGAACCUCUUAAGCUCAAUUACAAUACCCUCCGCCAUGAAAAUGAAGCUCUUCUCAAACAGAUUAAUGAACUGAAGGAUAAGAUUAACGAGCAGCCGGUUGCGGAACUGAACCGCGGCAGUGGAUCAGUCGGUGGAGGUGGCGGCGUUUUCCCGGAAAUGAAAGACGGAUCGUCGGAUAGUGAUUCGAGCGCUAUCUUGAACGAAGACAACAACAGCAACGGAGAUAGCAACGGCGGUAGCCCAAGCAACGCGGCGGCGUGUUCAUCGCCGUCCUCCAUGAGCAGUUGCUUCCAGUUGUUUAAAACGAGUUAUGUGAAGAUGGAAGAGCAUGAUUUCAUCAGUAGUACUGCAGAUGAAGUUUGCAAUUUCUUUGCCGAUGAGAAAGCUCUGAAUCUUCAAUGAUGGGACUGAAUCAACAGGAAAAAUAAAGUCGAACUCUCCGAGAAUUUUGUCUGAAGAAGGAGGAGCAGAGGGAUGAGGUGGGGGCCGCCGCGGAAGUAGUCAGCGAAUGGGUUGCGAGUGACCACUGCGGUGGCGAAUGUGGUGGGC
This is a messenger RNA of Hibiscus syriacus, 1206 nucleotides long. Its product is annotated as homeobox-leucine zipper protein ATHB-6-like. The transcript is spliced from 4 exons. Lineage: Eukaryota; Viridiplantae; Streptophyta; Magnoliopsida; Malvales; Malvaceae. Gene Ontology annotation, molecular function: DNA-binding transcription factor activity, RNA polymerase II-specific; sequence-specific DNA binding. Bases 271 to 1059 code for a protein of 262 amino acids. The record is from RefSeq and is a predicted model, not a curated record. Gene Ontology annotation, biological process: positive regulation of DNA-templated transcription. Gene Ontology annotation, cellular component: nucleus.